Verruconis gallopava is the source of this 1138-nucleotide messenger RNA. RefSeq lists its product as uncharacterized. Lineage: Eukaryota; Fungi; Ascomycota; Dothideomycetes; Venturiales; Sympoventuriaceae. The transcript is spliced from 3 exons. Bases 70 to 1083 code for a protein of 337 amino acids. The record is from RefSeq and is a predicted model, not a curated record. Gene Ontology annotation, molecular function: hydrolase activity.
CUUCUUAAUUCUUUGCGGUUGAGGUUUUCCUUUUGAGCAAAAAAAGUCAAGUCCGCGUCCUCGGUCAUCAUGUCUUUACAAGAUGCCUCGACUUGGCCGCAAUAUGCCACAAUCGAUCCCGAGUUUGACGCGGCUCUCAAAGCCAUUGGCAAGCUGCCUAGCCUGGACGGGCCCGACGUCCCAACGCUCCGUAAAAUUGUGCUCGGCUUCAUAGAGCAAGCCGCAGCAGCGACGGGGCCUCCAGACUAUUCCGGUGUCAAGAAGUCGACGAUUGAGAUACCCACCAGGGAUGGAUCGUCUAUACCUGCGCUUCUGUACCAGCCGGAGUCUCCGCCAUCUUCCGGCAGCCCUCUUGCAGUGCUCUACCACGGAGGCGGCUUCUGCGUUGGCAUACCCGAAAUGGAAGAACCUUUCGCACUCCAGCUGGUCCGCAACAACGGUGCUGUUGCGAUCAGCGUCGAUUAUCGCAUGGCGCCCGAGCAUGUCUUCCCUACGCCGAUCACAGACUCAUUCGACGCUCUCAAAUGGGCUGCAAAAAGCGCGGCGUCGCUGGGUGCAGAUCCAACUAAAGGCUUUCUUGUCGGAGGCUUGUCUGCUGGAGGGAACAUAUCUGCCGUUCUUUCGCAUUUAGCCCGUGAUGAGAAGUUGAACCCACCGCUUACGGCCGUUUGGCUCGACUGCCCUGCCCUCGUGAGCCAAGAAGUGUUGCCGGAGAAAUAUCGAAAGGAUCACAGUAGUUACCAGCAGAACGCCGAUGCGCCUCUGCUAGACGUGAAAUCGAUUGACUUCUUCAUGCGAAAUUACAAGCCAGUCGUGUCUGAUCCGCAGCUCAACCCGUUGCUGUGGCCCGGUGGACACAAAGAUCUACCCCCACAUCUGAUCCAAUGUGCAGGCUUGGAUCCUCUUCGAGACGAUAGUCUCAUAUACUCGCGUGAGUUGAAAGAACAAGGUGUCCAAGUGACGACCUUCGUAUAUCAGGGCGUGCCGCACGGGUUCGGCCCAGCGUUUCCCCAAAUUAGCGCUGCACAAAAGUUCGUCAAAGAUAGGGCCGAAUGGGUCACUGCACAGCUCGGAAAACGAUGAAGACGGAAUGAGUUUGCAAGUAAUUUAUAGCAUAACCAAUAAAUACCAUAUCCCG